AUGAGCAGCAGAAGCCGCCGGUCCUGGUGAGGUUUACAGGAGUCUGAUCAUGUGUUCAGAUGACGUCCCGGGACGUCUGUGAUGUUUGAUGUGUCUGAGCUUUAAUGCUGCGGGUUGUUUCCUGUCUCAGCACCAUGACCCGCUCCGCCUUUCUGAGAAGACGAGGGCUGGACCUGGACAGAGGGACUCUACAGAAGCCUGGAUGGACAAAAGAGGAGGUGAUACUGUCACUGCUGAAAGUAAAAGUCAAACUGAUCAUUUAAGCAGUCAUGAGAAGAACAUCUGCUCUGUCCUUCAGAGAACUUCAUCAUCUCACAGUUUCACUCUGUCUGGAGGAGUUCUCACUUUCAUUAUGUCCCUGUGUGAGAAGGUCUCUGAAGGUCUUUGUUUUAUCAGCGUUUGUGUAUUUUAAUAAUAAUAAUAAUAAUAAUAAUAAAAAUGUCAUGAGUGUUUUUAUGGGAUGAAGCGUCUGAGGAAGUGAACAAACACCAGAGAAGCAGUUUGUUUUUGUGGUUUUACAGUCAGGUUCAGGAGCUCUGAGAAGGUCUCAGCGCUGUGAUGAUGAUAAUGAUGAUGAUGAUGAUGAUGAUGAUGAUGAUGAUGAUGAUGAUGAUGAUGAUGAUCCUCCUCCUCCUCCUCAGGAUGAGAAGCUGCUCGGGCUGAUGGAGUUUGGAUCCAACAGCUGGUCUUCAGUUUCCUUUCAUUUCAGAGUGAGUGCUUUUAUUUUGUACUUCAGAACAACUUCCUGUCUUUAACUAGAGACCAGGACUCACUGGACUCUGUGAAUCUGGAUCAAACUGCAGUUCAGGUCCAGACACUGUUGGAGGAACAUCAGGGUUUCUUCUUGGACUUUCAGGACGUCACUUUUACAAAAACAAACAACGAUUAAAAAAAACUCAGAAAGAGAAAAAACAGUCGGUCAAAUCUCUGAGAGGACGGACGGACAUGUCAGGUGACCGAUGUCCUCCAUCAUGAUCCUUUUCUGUCCUCCUCAAAGUUCUCUUCCAUCAGAUACUCAACAGGAGUUUUUGGGUCCCGCUGAACUUUGGAUCAGUCAUCACCUCCUACAUGAGAGCAGCGGUGACCCCGGUCACAGACAGACCGGACUCUGAUCCCACUCUGAUGCUUUUAUUCUGACAGUUUGACUGUCCUGCUUUUUUAAAUGGUGCUUUUAUUGUGAAAUGACUGAAGGACGUGAAUGUCCUCAGUGUGUCCUCUCUGUGUCUCAGGGUCAAAGGUCGGCCGUAGAGUGUCAGAGGAGGUGGCAGCAGAUCAGGAAUCCUGAGAUCGUCAAAGGUCCCUGGACUCAGGAGGAGGAUGAGAAGGUGAGACAGGACUUCUCCUGUGGUCUACACUGACCCUGGUCCUGGUCCAAACAGGACAGAUGAACAUUGACGUCACAGAUUAGAGGGUCCUCUACAGGGUCCAAGGUUUGACUAAGGACUGGACUGAAGUACCCACGAGUUCUCCAGUCCAGUCCUCUGAAUCCACGUCUGCUGUUGGUCAUGGUCCUCCAUCAGGUCUUGGUGGUCUUGAAGUUGUAAAUGGAGUCUCACCAAAGGAGUAACAGCUCCGUGUAGACUGGGAGAUAAACAACAUUUUCAAUCAUUUAGACGACUUAACAUAGAGAUCUGUUGGAGUCCCUUCAGUGAAGACACUUUUAUGAGACAGAGAUGAAGACGGAAACCUCAGUGGAAGAGAACGACGGGACUGAGGAGAUGACAGAGAAGGAACUCCUUCUAGAAUCGUCUCUAAACUGAAACAACAGGGAAGAAAUACAGAGAAUAUCAAAGUGAAAUAUGGAGUUUUCAGGGAGUGAUCGGAAGAACGAAUUUAAGACCCAACGAACAUCAACCAGCUCCAAACGAUGGAGGGAAGAAAUUUAACACAUUUUUGUAUUAUCACACCCAAAAUCUAAAAUAAACAAUCAGGCCAACGACAACAUCGCUACGGAAACUGUGGGCAACGGAAUGGGAACCGUUCUGAUGUAUUUGGGAGGAAGUUUGAAGAGCUAGAGGUGAAGAUCUGAUCUUCCUAAAGAUCCUCGGUUUAUUCAUCUAGGACUGAUACCAGACGAUGAAAGAAGUAAAGAAGACAGAAACCUGUUCAAGAUCCUGAGAAGGUCAUUAUUAGAAGAUGAAGCACCUGGACUGGACCACCUGACUGGACAGUGACGAAGAAACUUGAUCAAUGGAACAAACGACCUUCAGUCUAAGAAUGAAAACAGACGAAAUGACAUUUUUAGGUCACAGAGUCGUGUUCUUGUGUUUUUGUGUUUUUGUGUUCUUGUGUUUUUGUGUUUUUGUGUUCUUGUGUUCCUGUUUAAAAAAAAAGCCGUGUCUCACCUCACCAUCUGAUGUCACUUCCUGUGCAGCUGAUCGAUCUGGUGCAGAAGUACGGCAGGAAGCGCUGGUCUCUGAUCGCCAGAUACCUGCACAGUCGGAACGGGAAGCAGUGUCGCGAACGAUGGCACAACCACCUGAACCCGGGCGUGAAGAAGAGCAACUGGUCCCUGGAGGAGGACCGGGUCAUCUUUGAGGCCCACAGUCAGCUGGGGAACCGCUGGGCCAACAUCUCCAAACUUCUGCCCGGCAGGUAAGAGGAGUGGAAGAGGUGUGAGCGCCACCUGUGAGACUCUGCAGGAGCUGAAGGGGGCGCUGUGUUUGUUCACAGGACAGAUAACUCCAUCAAGAACCACUGGAACUCCACCCUGAGGAGAAAGGUGGAGAGAGAGGGCUACCUGCAGGUCCUGAACCUCUACAGCUCCACCAACACCAGCUCCUCUGACUCCUCCUCCUUCAUCACACCUUUACCGGGCACAGCAGGCGUCCCCGCUAAGGUCAGUGACCUCCACCCGUCAGCGUUCACCCCUUCAUACCAACAUGAAUAACAGCUGAUUCCUCCACCUGCAGGCCGACAGUCUGUCCACCGUGAAGGACGAGUCCAGCUGCACCUCCAACGAUCAGAGCGUCUGCUGUCUCCAUAGCAACCAGGCACACCUCUGCUCCUUCUGUGUCCCCACCUCCUCCGGCUACGAGUCCUCUCUGAGCAUGUGCGAGCCGACGGCCCCCCCAGCGCUGAUGGAGGAGGUACCAUCAUUAUGGAAAAAAGAGUUGAGGCUUUUAUUUUGAAAAGCAGCUGUGUGGGUUCUAUCAUCUAUCACUGAUGUUCAAAAACACCUCCUUCAGAAGAUCAGGACUAAAACAGGAACCUGAUACCAUGGUACCGCACCAGUGACCCAACACAGCUGACGGUGGCUGUCGCGACCUGAUCCACCUGGAAACCUGAUUUCUACUGGGCAUGUGCGAAACGUACGUCACUUCUUCUACUGUGACCGCUUCGACAUCAUUGAGCUCGCUUCAGUUUAUCGAUACUUCAGUUUAUCAAUACUUCAUUUUAUCAAUACUUCAGUUUAUCAAUACUUGAUUUUAUCAAUACUUGUUUAUCGAUACUUCAGUUUAUCAAUACUUCAGUUUAUCGAUACUUCAGUUUAUCGAUACUGCAGUUUAUCGAUACUUCAGUUUAUCGAUACUGCAGUUUAUCGAUACUGUAGUUUAUCGAUACUGCAGUUUAUCGAUACUUCAGUUUAUCAAUACUUCAGUUUAUCAAUACUGCAGUUUAUCAAUACUUUAUUUUAUCAAUACUUCAGUUUAUCGAUACUUCAGUUUAUCAAUACUUCAUUUUAUCAAUACUUCAGUUUAUCGAUACUUCAUUUUAUCAAUACUUCAGUUUAUCGAUACUUCAGUUUAUCAAUACUUCAGUUUAUCAAUACUUGUUUAUCAAUACUUCAGUUUAUCAAUACUUCAGUUUAUCAAUACUUCAGUUUAUCAAUACUUCAGUUUAUCGAUACUUCAGUUUAUCAAUACUUCAGUUUAUCGAUACUUCAGUUUAUCGAUACUGCAGUUUAUCGAUACUUCAGUUUAUCAAUACUUCAGUUUAUCGAUACUUCAGUUUAUCAAUACUUGUUUAUCGAUACUUCAGUUUAUCAAUACUUCAGUUUAUCAAUACUUGUUUAUCGAUACUUCAGUUUAUCAAUACUUCAGUUUAUCAAUACUUCAGUUUAUCAAUACUUGUUUAUCGAUACUUCAGUUUAUCAAUACUUCAGUUUAUCAAUACUUGUUUAUCGAUACUUCAGUUUAUCGAUACUUCAGUUUAUCAAUACUUCAGUUUAUCAAUACUUCAGUUUAUCGAUACUUCAGUUUAUCAAUACUUCAGUUUCUAACAGCCACACUUUCCUCCUCAAUGGAGUUUUUCCCCCGACUGAAGCAGAGCGCCGGAAAGUCAAGACAAUGGCGCCCAGUUUCCCCCCUUGAUACUUUGAAAAGUCAGAACCAUCAUUUUGACCAGGUGGUGGCGCUCUCUGUGGCCCCAAAAGGUCUCACUGUUCUGGGCAGGAGCUCUGGAGCCUCCUGUUUUCUAGCCUGUCACAUGGCCAGCUUGUUUCUGAAUCGAUCGACAGUUUAAAUAAAGUUUUUAAGGGUAGGUAUCGACUCGCUGCCGUAAAAUACAUUCAAACUUCAAGAGAGGAAGUGACGAACGUUUCGCACAAGCGCAGUACAGAUCGGGUUUCCACGAUGGAUCGGGUAGCGACAGUGGCCAGAACACGACUCGUUUUCAUUGGGCAUGUGAUGAUGUCACUGUUGACGUUGAUGAUGAUGUCAUCGUUGACGUUGAUGAUGAUGUCAUCGUUGAUGUUGUGUGAAGGUUCUGGUUCUGGAGAACGUUGAGGGCCUUGCUCCUGGUGUGGGAUCCUCUUGGUCCUCAUGGAUCAAUAACUGUCCACAGGGGGGUCUGGGCUUCUCCCCCUCUGAGGUAACACAACUUAAGACACACACAAACACACACACACAGAAAGUUAGUCAGCUGUUUGUCAGAUCGACCUCGGUCAGAGUCGAGACAUCUCUGAACACUGAAUGUGUGUGUGUGUGUGUGUGUGUGUGUGUGUGUGUGUGUGUGUGUGUGUGUGUAGUUCUUAGGUCUGUGUGACUCGGAGGGUCCGCUGAGAUCCCAGCCCCCCGUUCUCACCUCCACGCCCGUCUGUUCCCUCAAACACUCCGCCCACUUCGCCCAGAACUCCGCCUCCUGUCUUCACUGCAGCCUCAGUAACACCAGCCAGUGAGUCAGGGAGGGUCAGAGGUCAGAGGUCAAACUACUCUUAAAACUGUGACCUCAUGAGCUCAGGGCUGGUACUGGAUCAGAGUGUCUCAGUUCUGGUUCUGGUCAGGCUCAGGUUCUUGUUGUUGUGUUGUGUUCAGGACCCCUCCAAAGUUCAGAGAGAGAGUCCGAGUCAUGUUAAUGUCGGCGCCGCAGACCCCGACCCCUCUGAAGACCAGCAGCAGUGACCAGGAGGAGGUGAGAGGAGGAGGAGACCACCUGGACCUCCUGUCCUGGGGCUUGGACCAUGGACCAUGACGGACCCUGAUCCUCUGUGUCUGUGUGUACUUCAGGUGUCAGCCAGCAGCAGGAUGACCUCCCUGAUGGGGGAGGAGCUUAACGACAACCUCGACGCCCAACACUCCAGCAGCAGCAGCAGCUCUGAGGUCACACACACACACACACACACAUAUUUAUGAUGGUCCUCACAAGCAUAGCUGGACAAACACACAAACACAAGAGUGGGGCGUUUGAUCCUGACCAUGAAAAGGGUCUCAGGUCCUUGAACCCGUCAGUACCUUUCCAUGACCCCGACUCUGAGACAGUUGAAGAAGUAAGGAGCACAAAGAACUUUAGGGGAUCAAUGAAAACUGAUCAAUAAUGUUUGUCUAAUUGGUCAACCAGUAAUUUAUUGACGGUCCCUUAUUCAACACCGACGUUGACAGUGAGGGUGUGAGUAGAUUUAACCGCGCUGCUGUUGUUAUUCCCGGUUAUGGAGAGUGAGAAGACACCGGUAGAUCCUCAGAGAAUGUCCGUCAGAUAUCCAACCUGAAACUAACUUCACCGCCGUAUUUACAGGAAAAUAUAUCCAACCUAAAACUAACUUCACCGCUGUAUUUACAGGAAAAUAUAUCCAACCUGAAACUAACUUCACCGCCGUAUUUACAGGAAAAUAUAUCCAACCUAAAACUAACUUCACCGCCGUAUUUACAGGAAAAUAUAUCCAACCUAAAACUAACUUCACCGCCGUAUUUACAGGAAAAUAUAUCCAACCUGAAACUAACUUCACCGCCGUAUUUACAGGAAAAUAUAUCCAACCUAAAACUAACUUCACCGCCGUAUUUACAGGAAAAUAUAUCCAACCUGAAACUAACUUCACCGCCGUAUUUACAGGAAAAUAUAUCCAACCUAAAACUAACUUCACCGCCAUAUUUACAGGAAAAUAUAUCCAACCUGAAACUAACUUCACCGCCGUAUUUACAGGAAAAUAUAUCCAACCUGAAACUAACUUCACCGCCGUAUUUACAGGAAAAUAUAUCCAACCUAAAACUAACUUCACCGCCAUAUUUACAGGAAAAUAUAGCCAACCUAAAACUAACUUCACCGCCGUAUUUACAGGAAAAUAUAUCGAACCUAAAUCUAACUUCACCGCCGUAUUUAGAGGAAAAUAUAUCCAACCUGAAACUAACUUCACCGCCGUAUUUAGAGGAAAAUAUAUCCAAUCUGAAACUAACUUCACCGCCGUAUUUACAGGAAAAUAUAUCCAACCUAAAACUAACUUCACCGCUGUAUUUACAGGAAAAUAUAUCCAACCUGAAACUAACUUCACCGUCGUAUUUACAGGAAAAUAUAUCCAACCUUAAACUAACUUCACCGCCGUAUUUACAGGAAAAUAUAUCCAACCUGAAACUAACUUCACCGCCGUAUUUACAGGAAAAUAUAUCCAACCUAAAACUAACUUCACCGCCGUAUUUACAGGAAAAUAUAUCCAACCUGAAACUAACUUCACCGCUGUAUUUACAGGAAAAUAUAUCCAACCUAAAACUAACUUCACCGCCGUAUUUACAGGAAAAUAUAUCCAACCUGAAACUAACUUCACCGCCGUAUUUACAGGAGAAUAUAUCCAACCUAAAACUAACUUCACCGCCAUAUUUACAGGAAAAUAUAUCCAACCUAAAACUAACUUCACCGCUGUAUUUACAGGAAAAUAUAUCCAACCUGAAACUAACUUCACCGCCGUAUUUACAGAAUAUAUCCAACCUGAAACUAACUUCACCGCCGUAUUUACAGGAAAAUAUAUCCAACCUAAAACUAACUUCACCGCCUUAUUUACAGGAAAAUAUAUCCAACCUGAAACUAACUUCAGCGCCGUAUUUACAGGAAAAUAUAUCCAACCUGAAACUAACUUCAGCGCCGUAUUUACAGGAAAAUAUAUCCAACCUAAAACUAACUUCACCGCCUUAUUUACAGGAAAAUAUAUCCAACCUGAAACUAACUUCACCGCCGUAUUUACAGGAAAAUAUAUCCAACCUGAAACUAACUUCACCGCCGUAUUUACAGGAAAAUAUAUCCAACCUAAAACUAACUUCACCGCCGUAUUUACAGGAAAAUAUAUCCAACCUAAAACUAACUUCACCGCCGUAUUUACAGGAAAAUAUAUCCAACCUGAAACUAACUUCACCGCCGUAUUUACAGGAAAAUAUAUCCAACCUGAAACUAACUUCACCGCCGUAUUUACAGGAAAAUAUAUCCAACCUGAAACUAACUUCACCGCCGUAUUUACAGGAAAAUAUAUCCAACCUGAAACUAACUUCACCGCCGUAUUUACAGGAAAAUAUAUCCAACCUAAAACUAACUUCACCGCUGUAUUUACAGGAAAAUAUAUCCAACCUGAAACUAACUUCACCGCCGUAUUUACAGGAAAAUAUAUCCAACCUGAAACUAACUUCACCGCUGUAUUUACAGGAAAAUAUAUCCAACCUGAAACUAACUUCACCGCCAUAUUUACAGGAAAAUAUAUCCAACCUAAAACUAACUUCACCGCCGUAUUUACAAGAAAAUAUAUCCAACCUGAAACUAACUUCACCGCCGUAUUUACAGGAAAAUAUAUCCAACCUGAAACUAACUUCACCGCCGUAUUUACAGGAAAAAAUUCUAUAAUUCACACACGUCUGUUUUCAGUCGCUCUGCAGAGUCCUGCUCUGAUCUUUGGGUCCCUCUGGACCACCUUCUGUCCUCCAGGUUCAUGGAGAGAGUCUACUGAUCCCGGUCCAGGAGUCCAGCUCCAUGACAAAGACUGAAGGGGGGUUCAGCUUCAUCAAGGAGGUCCAGGGAGAGCCGGACUCACACCAGCAACAAGUCCAGACAGGAGAGUCCAGCUCUGGUCUGCAGGUUCAGGAAGAGUCCUGCUCAGUCUGUGAGGGUCUGAGCUCUCUCCUGUUGGGUCAGAUGGGGGUCUGGUGGUGUCAGCAGACCGUGGGUCUGUCUCCUGAGGGUCUGAUAGACGGACUGAACCUGUUUGAGGUAAAGAACCAGAACCCUCUGAGACCUGGAACUGAGUGUGUGUGAAUGUUUGUCCAGCUAUACUUGUGAGGACCAUCAUAAGUUUGUCACCUUCAGAGUGAGGUCCAAAUAUCUGUGUGUGUGUGUGUGUGUGUGUGUGUGUGUGUUCAGAUGAGCAGGGAGCUGCAGGAUCUGAUGUUUGGAAGGACAGACGAUCAGAAGAGUCUGACCGAGCAGGCCCGGUUCUACCUGGAGCCCUGA
Xyrichtys novacula (pearly razorfish) is the source of this 8637-nucleotide messenger RNA. The record is from the annotation of a GenBank genome assembly. NCBI's taxonomy places the organism in Eukaryota, Metazoa, Chordata, Actinopteri, Labriformes, Labridae.